This is a messenger RNA of Suillus subalutaceus, 873 nucleotides long. RefSeq lists its product as uncharacterized. The transcript is spliced from 3 exons. The coding region runs from base 137 to 733 and encodes 198 amino acids. The record is from RefSeq and is a predicted model, not a curated record. Lineage: Eukaryota; Fungi; Basidiomycota; Agaricomycetes; Boletales; Suillaceae.
CAUCCCCCACCAACCAGCCACCAAAAUAAACAUGUUCACAUGGACACAUGCAGCAAUGCUUAUAGGAAAAUGCUGCGCACACGAGUGUGAAGUCGACUAGCAGCCUCUCCAAACGACUUUCAUCCCCUUGAGUUCCAUGGCGCCCUUGGGUCGCUCAGAAAUUUUAGCAACCGAUGAGAAUCAGAGUACUACUAGUGACUCCACUUCUAACAAGAUCUACAUUAUCAUUGUCGUCGUUGCAGUGCUCCUCUUGAUGGCAGCAAGGAUAUAUAUUGUGCGGAGGAGAAGACGAUCUCUCAGGUCGUCAAAUCCUUAUGACAACUCUCAGGCUCCCGAAAACAAUAUAUUCAGUUCUUCAUAUCAACCCUCUUAUCGGAUGCAUCGUCUUACCCCUCUUCCAUCGGUUUAUCACCCUGAUCGCAGAGUCAAUGCUGCGGAUACUGAUUCUGCCGGGCGCAGAACUGGGGGGCCUGAUGAUCCAGACUGGGAUGGGAAAGAUAUACUUCCUGCCUACAAUAAAUUUGAUCGCCCUCCCAAAUACGACCUUGGUGGAGUGCUACCCGCUCAAGGAUAUACACCAUCUGCUGGGAAUCACCCACGCAACGACACAGUUAUGGCAAGCACUGAAGCCAUUCCUGUUGUCGAAGAUCAAUCCAUGGCUUCUGUAAGGACUGGUCCCUCUGACGGAGAUGAUUCCGCUCUGUCUGCGCCGCGCCACGAGGCAUCUAGCUAAUGUUAUGAUUUGUAAUCGUUACAUUACUAAUUUACCGCACCGACUUGGCACAGACUGUCUCGGACUCCGGACUUCAUCGAUCAUCUGUUGUAUACUUUACCACCAGAUACCCUUUACGUUUUCUCUAGCACGAUUCUACG